UGCAGAAUUGGAGAAUAAUCUCCCCUCACCCUCACCCCCAAUUUCGUUUUGAUUAUUCUCUUCUUGCUGCUGCUGCAGCACUUUCUGUUUCCACCACUUGUUGCCAGCAGCAAGAACGAACGAAGCAGUUUUCUUUAUUGCUCGAGUGCCGCCCGCCGGCCCGCAUCUUUUACCCGACGAAUUUAUCCAAAUAUUAUAAAAAAAUUCCGAUUGUUGGAAUUCCGGGGUUAAGUUUGAGGAGACAAAUGCUUGGGUUUCACCAUGUGCAUUGGAGGUAUUGUAGCAGUUUUACAGCAUAUUAGUUGGAUCUGAGUUUCACGUUGAGUUUAUUUUAUUUGCCAUGGCCUCGAAGAUCGGCACGAGACCUCCCUUGGGAAUUCAACAGAAUGGUGUCUGUGCUUCGUAUGUGAUGAAGCCACAUGAUCUUAAAUCUUUCCAUUCUCAACUCUCCACCCUCAAUCAGGAGCUUAAUUCUGAAGUUACAGGUGAAGCUUCUGGUGGCUCAGUGGCCAUGGGGACCCCUAAACCCAAUGUCGAAUCCAAAACAUCUCAAUCAGCUCCUAAUGAUUCGACAAAUGUGCCUCCACCUGAAAUUAUCGAAGCUUCUGUUGACGAAGAAAAGGAAUCAUCGGAGCCGGACAGUGUCAAGAAUGGUGACGAAAAUAGUGGUAAAGUGAAUGAAAGUGGCAAAGCAAGCGGCCAAGGCGAUUUAGUCGAGAGUGGGAAGAGCAGCGUGUGCCGGGGAAGUACAGCUAGCGAUGUUAGCGACGAGAGCGCUUGCAGCAGCUUUAGCAGCUGCACAAACAAACCUCACAAAGCGAACGAUUCGCGAUGGGAAGCCAUUCAAGCAGUUUGUGGCAGAGACGGCGUCUUGGGAUUGAAUCAUUUCCGGCUGCUCAAGCGAUUAGGCUGUGGAGAUAUCGGAAGCGUUUAUCUCGCUGAAUUGAGCGGAACUAAGUGUUAUUUCGCGAUGAAAGUUAUGGACAAGGCUUCUCUUGCGAGCCGUAAGAAGCUUCUCCGCGCGCAGACUGAACGGGAGAUACUGCAGUCGCUCGACCAUCCCUUCCUCCCGACUCUUUACACUCAUUUUGAGACCGAUAAAUUUUCGUGUUUGGUGAUGGAAUUCUGCCCCGGAGGAGAUCUACACACUCUUCGACAGAGACAGCCCGGAAAAUACUUUUCCGAGCAAGCCGUGAAGUUUUAUGUUUCACAAGUUCUGCUAUCUCUGGAGUAUCUACACAUGCUCGGAAUUGUUUAUCGCGAUCUCAAGCCGGAAAAUGUUCUGGUCAGGGAUGACGGCCAUAUAAUGCUCUCUGACUUUGAUCUUUCGCUUCGAUGCGCUGUUAGCCCGACGCUCGUCAAGACUUCAUCUUUCGGUUCGGAUUCCCAGCAGCGAAAAAAUCAAGUGUACUGCACCCAGCCGGCUCCCUGCAUCGAACCUACAGCCUGCAUUAUUCAGCCGUCGUGCGUCGCUUCAACAACAUGCUUCUCAACUCGCUUCUUCUCGAGUAAAUCGAAAAAGGACAGAAAACCGAAGAAUGAAAUCGGCAAUCAAGUUAGCCCGUUGCCUGAGCUGAUCGCGGAGCCGAGCAAUGCUCGCUCGAUGUCGUUUGUCGGAACUCACGAAUAUCUCGCGCCCGAGAUCAUCAAAGGCGAAGGCCACGGAAGCGCCGUGGAUUGGUGGACUUUCGGGAUCUUUCUCUACGAGCUUAUGUUCGGUAAGACGCCGUUUAAAGGAUCCGGUAAUCGAGCCACAUUGUACAAUGUGGUAGGACAGCCUCUCCGGUUUCCUGAAUCGCCGGUCGUCAGCUUUGCCGCCAGGGACUUGAUCCGAGGUUUGCUCGUCAAAGAACCGAAACAAAGAUUAGCUUAUAAGCGCGGCGCAACUGAGAUAAAGCAGCACCCGUUCUUCGAAGGAGUUAACUGGGCAUUGAUACGUUGCGCCACUCCGCCGGAGAUCCCAAAGCCUGUCGACUAUGAUCGAAUCACUGCGCCAGCUGCUCCGGCCAACGGAAAGACUCCCAGCACCAAUGCUGAUCAGAAACCCGACAAAUAUCUCGAAUUCGACUUCUUCUAAAGGCCAGUGUCAUCUAAACAUCCUUCUUAUGUUACGGAGAAAAGACUAUUCAUUCAGGAAAUGCUUCGAAGUUAUGUUUUUCCAUUGAUUGGGAGAAGAAAUUUUAAGGCAUUGUAUUGUAGAACCAAUCAAAGUAGCUGUAAUCUUAUC
Messenger RNA from Andrographis paniculata, 2227 nucleotides. RefSeq names its product serine/threonine-protein kinase D6PKL2-like. The transcript is spliced from 3 exons. Gene Ontology annotation, molecular function: protein serine/threonine kinase activity; ATP binding. Lineage: Eukaryota; Viridiplantae; Streptophyta; Magnoliopsida; Lamiales; Acanthaceae. Gene Ontology annotation, biological process: protein phosphorylation. The coding region runs from base 341 to 2077 and encodes 578 amino acids. The record is from RefSeq and is a predicted model, not a curated record. Gene Ontology annotation, cellular component: nucleus; plasma membrane; cytoplasm.